Messenger RNA from Beta vulgaris subsp. vulgaris (sugar beet), 1184 nucleotides. Its product is annotated as guanosine deaminase. The record is from RefSeq and is a predicted model, not a curated record. Gene Ontology annotation, biological process: purine nucleoside catabolic process. Bases 94 to 591 code for a protein of 165 amino acids. NCBI's taxonomy places the organism in Eukaryota, Viridiplantae, Streptophyta, Magnoliopsida, Caryophyllales, Amaranthaceae. Gene Ontology annotation, molecular function: guanosine deaminase activity; zinc ion binding. The transcript is spliced from 4 exons.
AUCAUACUACAUCCAUACUUUUAUUUAUUUGGGUCCAAUCUCAAUCGUAAAUUCAUUAUGCUCUUAUAACUCGUAGUUCAUCAGAUUUGAAUCAUGGAGGAUGCUACCGUUUUACAGGAUAGAGACGGCAGAUUCUUGACCAAAGCAAUCGAGGAAGCUUAUAACGCGGUUGAAUUUGGACAUGGAUCUCCUUUUGGUGCUGUUAUUGUUUGUAAUGACGAAGUAGCUGUUAGCUGUCACAACAUGGUUUCGAAGUACAGAGAUAUAACUGCACACGCAGAGGUUACAGCCAUAAGAGAGGCAUGCAUAACGCUCAAUCGACUGGACCUAUCGGAUUGUGACAUGUAUGCAUCUUGUGAACCAUGUUCAAUGUGCUUUGGCGCUAUAGAAUGUUCAAAGAUUAAGAGGUUAAUGUAUGGAGCUAAAGCUGAAGCUGCAGCAGCAGCGGGUUAUAAUUCUUUCAUAUCUGAUGCAUUGAGGGGCACUGGAGCUCAACCAAAGCCUAACCUCGAAAUCAAACAUGCUGAUGGGGAAUUAGCUAUCAUUGCCGAGCAAGUAUUUGAGAAGACCAAGGCCAAGUUUUCUAAGUAGUGAAAUUUCUCAAUUUCCAAUGCUUAAGAAUUACUCUCUCCAUCGUAUAAUAUAGUGCUUACUUCUCAUUUUUCACGGGAAUUAAGGAAAAUAGAAUGAGUAAUAGGAUUUCCAAAAAAAUAUAUUUAAUAAAGUGCUUUUUUGAUAUUUUUGUAUUGAAACUAGUUAUUUCUUUUCUUUUUCCUUUAAAUAAAAUCAAAAGGCAAUAAGUGUUCCUUGGAAUGGUGUAAAGCAAUAAAUGGAGUCACAUGUUUUAAGAGAAAAGUAGGGGUAUUUUGGAAAGUUUGUGUAGAAAUUAAGGAUAAUUUAGUCCAAAUAAAUUGACAAAAAAGAAAAUAGGCACAACAUUUUGGGACACCAAAAAAGGAAUGUAAGCACUAUAUUAUGGGACGGAGGGAGUAUUACAGCAAUAAGUCAAACUUUGGAUAAACCUUUCCCAUCUCAUUAAUGGAUCAGAUUAUGGUUGUAAUAGAAGGUACAGGGUUUUUACUUGAUAAAGUAAAAAAGAUUCAUGAUUAUAGAAAAUUCUGAUACCAUAUCAUAUUAUACUAAGCAGCUAUCAAAAAUCUGAUAUUCGUAAUGGGUAUUCCUAU